Molecule: messenger RNA, 474 nt
Organism: Ostreococcus lucimarinus CCE9901
Lineage: Eukaryota; Viridiplantae; Chlorophyta; Mamiellophyceae; Mamiellales; Bathycoccaceae
Exons: 1
Biological process (GO): microtubule-based process; protein folding; tubulin complex assembly
Cellular component (GO): cytoplasm; prefoldin complex
Molecular function (GO): tubulin binding
Source: RefSeq, a predicted model, not a curated record
GGCGAGCGCGCGAUCGAUGAGGUCAUGGAGGAGAUGCGCGCGCGGUACGGACGAUACAAACGCCUCGAGGCGGAGCUGCAGCAGGCGCGGAUACGACUCUCGACGCAGCUGCCGGACGUGCGGCGAUCGCUCGAGGCCGUGGAGACGCUGUGUGAGAAGCGCGAUCGCGGCGACGCGAGCGGGACGACGGUGAAGUAUCAGUUGACCGAGGCGACGUUCGCGGAGGCGACGGUGGAGACGCCGGAGAGCGCGUACCUGUGGCUCGGGGCGAACGUGAUGCUGGAGUACACGCUGGACGAGGCGAAGGAACUGUUGGAGACGAACGUGACGGCGUGCGAGAGCGGGCUGGAGGCGAACGCGAGGGAUUUGGCGGUUUUGAAGGACAACGCGACAAUCAUGGAGGUGAACAUGGCGCGCGUGUAUAAUUUCGACGUCAAGCGCCAGCGCGAGCGCGAGGCGGCGGCGGCGAAGUGA